Molecule: messenger RNA, 1471 nt
Organism: Polistes canadensis
Lineage: Eukaryota; Metazoa; Arthropoda; Insecta; Hymenoptera; Vespidae
Product: RISC-loading complex subunit tarbp2-like
Exons: 3
Source: RefSeq, a predicted model, not a curated record
CUUUCUAAACAAAAAAAUACAAGUACACCUAGUUGGGCCACGUUAAUUUUUCCAAAUUCUGUAUACUUGUUAACAGGUCUUACUGCAACAGGCACAGGACGUAAUAAAAAAGAUGCUAAACACGAGGCUGCCAAAGCUAUGCUUGAAAAAAUAGCAGCUCAUAGAGCUUAUCCGCAGUUACCAGCCUCUCCAGCACAAUCCCCUGUAAGAUCACCUAUAUCAACAGUCAUACCAGCUUCUCCAAGAAUUUCAUCAUAUGAUUUCAUAAAUGCGAUAGGUGCUUUGCAGUCAGUGUGUGCAGACAAUUGUUUGGAAGAACCAAAAUAUAUUUCUAUUAGUGAUGAAGGUCCCCCGCAUGCAAAAAUCUUUACUUACCAAUGUAUACUUUCGAUGUUUAAAGAAAAAGGAGUUGCUACUACAAAGAAACAAGCGAAACAUGAGGCAGCUAGAAAAAUGUUAAAUCGUAUAAGAGAUCUUGUUGUGAUUAAUUAUCCAGAUCUUUUGAAUGACGACCACGAUGUGGUAAACAGCAAUUUCAGUGCAAGUAAAAUUUCACAGAAAAAAGUUAAUUUAGGCUUUAAGAUUUCUGAAUAUCAUCUUGCAUUUAAAAAACUUGUUACGUCAAUGCACAAAGAAAUCUUAGAAGAAUUAAAAUCGAUCAAACCUGAUAUGAGUAAGAGUGAAUUUUCUGACGAUAUUUUAAAGAGAUUACAGACAAUUUUAACGUCAGUAGCUAUAAAUCACAAUGUAUCAUCAUUAGCUUCUAACAAGUCAGAUAUUUGUAUAGUUUGCAUAGGUCUUGAUACUUCUCCAUCUAUUGUACAAUUUGGCAUGGGAAAAUGUGAAGAAGAAGCUACAUUUAAAGCAGCUGUUAAGAUCAUUAAUAUUCUUAUAUUACUUUUAGAAUAGUAAUUAGUCUAUCCAUACCUUGCAUACAUUACCAAAAGACUUGUCACAGAUGAAAAAUUGAUUAUUACUAGCCAAAGGGUGUUUUAACCAGUUAACGUAAAUAGUUAACGUAUACAUUGAUUUUUUUAAGUUUUUACCCCUUGACAUACAAAAUAUAUUAUUUUAUUUUGUUCAUUUUCGUUUAAGUUACGUGAAAACUGAGAAAGAGUAUAUUUUAUUUUGAAAUUUGGAUUUCUAUUAAUUUGAUUGGAGUUUAUUAAUUCGUCUAAUAAAGCGUUUGACUCGUCAAAGUCUACAGUGGACGAGUCUGACUGUGUCAAGGGGUUAACUUAAUAAAUGGCUGUGCCGUAAUUUUUAAUAAAAAAUUAAUACAUAUACAUUAUAUUAUCUAUUUUUUUUUUUAUUGACUUGUAUAAAAUUAAUUUCAUUAUGUAUUCUUAUUAUACAAAUAACUUUAUUAAUUUUUAUUCAUUUGAUGUCACAUAACAAAGCUACUCCGCGCAAUGUCCAAUGACGAGGAUUAUGAUCUGUUUGAAAAUCAAUAGAACCAACAUAUUUUUGA